UUGGCGUCUCCACUUACACGUGACGACGUAGCCAGAUUUGGCUGUGACCAGCAGGUCCUCUCCACCCACGCGGCCCAGACCACUGACGAUGGCCAUCACGUGGAUGAAGAGACUCAACUUGUUCCAGGAGCUGAGUCUCCACCAGAAUUGCAGCUGUUCUCGCAGGUUCUCGCCAUGCGUCUUGGUGAUCUGAAAGAGACAGACCGUUCAAGAGGCAGAACUGGAGGCGAACAAGACCCGCCUGCUUGCGGAACACCUUCCAGAAGACGAACUUUCACUCUGUUUUCCCGUCAGUUCGGCUUGCUUAAGAGGAUUUUUGAGAAUGAGAGUUGA
Protopolystoma xenopodis is the source of this 333-nucleotide messenger RNA. The record is from the annotation of a GenBank genome assembly. NCBI's taxonomy places the organism in Eukaryota, Metazoa, Platyhelminthes, Monogenea, Polystomatidea, Polystomatidae.